Triticum aestivum (bread wheat) is the source of this 1292-nucleotide messenger RNA. RefSeq names its product extradiol ring-cleavage dioxygenase. Bases 88 to 1011 code for a protein of 307 amino acids. The transcript has 2 exons. Gene Ontology annotation, molecular function: zinc ion binding; dioxygenase activity; ferrous iron binding. NCBI's taxonomy places the organism in Eukaryota, Viridiplantae, Streptophyta, Magnoliopsida, Poales, Poaceae. The record is from RefSeq and is a predicted model, not a curated record.
UCUGAAAAACGCCCGAGCCGAGAACUCAGAACCGCGUCAACUGCAACGCUGGCGGCGCGCAUAAUAAGGAGAGUCCGUGCUGCCGUGAUGGGGCAGAGCCACAGCCAAGCCAAGCCCAAACCGGACAGGCACGCGACGCCACAGCCGCGCGGCGACGACCAGCACCCGAACCAGCGAGAAGCCACCGGUAGGCGCCCGCCGGCCGCGCCCGCCAUGGACACCUUCUUCCUGUCGCACGGCUCGCCCACGCUCUCCAUCGACGAGGCGAUCCCGGCGCGGAGCUUCUUCCAGUCGUGGCUGCCGGCGGCCGUCGCGGGCCCGGAGCGGCCGCGCUCCAUCUUGAUUGUGUCGGCCCACUGGGAGACAGCCACGCCGGCCGUCAACGUCAUUCGCGGCGCCAACGACACCAUCCACGACUUCUACGGCUUCCCCAAGUCCAUGUACCAGCUCAAGUACCCUGCGCCGGGCGCCCCCGAUCUGGCCAAGAGGACCAAAGAGCUCCUGGAGCAAGGCGGGUUCGGGCCGGUGAAGGAGGACCGGAGCCGCGGGCUGGACCACGGCGCGUGGGUGCCGCUGAUGCUCAUGUACCCGGAUGCCGACAUCCCGGUGUGCCAGCUCUCCGUGCAGACCGACCGCGACGCCACCUACCACUUCAACCUCGGCAAGGCGCUGGCGCCGCUCAGGGAGGAGGGCGUCCUCGUCCUCGGCUCCGGCAGCGCCACCCACAACCUCCGCAAGAUGGGGCCGUCCAGCUCGCCGCCGCCGCAGUGGGCCUCCGACUUUAACACCUGGCUCAAGGACUCUCUUCUCGGAGGCAGGUACGACGACGUGAACGGGUACGAGGAGAAGGCGCCCAACGCCAAGACGGCUCACCCGCGGCCGGAGCACCUCUACCCGCUGCACGUCGCGCUCGGCGCCGCCGGCGACGAGUCCAAGGCGGAGCUAAUCCACAAUAGCUGGACCAACGCAUCGCUCUCGUACGCCUCGUAUCGUUUCACCACGAAGAACUGACGGCCUCCAUCGAGCUGUGUUGGCUGGCUCGCGCGAUCCUCGGUGGCUUGGUUGGCACUAGUAAUAAGCAUGUCACGCUAGGUGUGGUGGGCUCGUGGGUCUUGAAAUGUGUUGUGAAAGAUCAUUUGCUUUCGUGUUGGGGCGUGAUCCUUGACAGUGUAUUACUCUUGCUGUCUUACAUGGCAUGUUUUACGUAAUUCUGUUCGUCUCUGUAAAAGAGUUCAUAAUUUUUCAACACUUUGAUCGAGGUGCCUUGAAACAACACAACAGCAACGGUAAGU